AGAGAACAAGUCUUACCAUGGAGAUAGAAGACAUGAUAAGGUCCCCUCAAGUGAUGAUGAUAUCGAGAGCAUUGAGAAUAUUCAACAAGCAUAUGAUCAAUUAGUUGAAGAAUUCCUCAAGCAGAAGAAUAGGCAAUGCGCUGAGCACAAGGCUCGAAAGAAUGAAGAUGAAAAACAAGAACUCCAUCUGAACUUAGUAAAGUGCAAAGUUCAUAAUUGUGGGCUUGAAGAGGAUAUUAAGUCCAUGAAGGACAAAUUGAGCUUCCUAGAUAGUGAAUGUUAUGGGAUUGUCGAGUGUAAGAAGAGUCUAAUAAAACAUGAUAAAGACCUUCACGAAUCACAAGAGCUCUAUAAAAGACUAUCCUAA
This is a messenger RNA of Ilex paraguariensis (yerba mate), 367 nucleotides long. The record is from the annotation of a GenBank genome assembly. Lineage: Eukaryota; Viridiplantae; Streptophyta; Magnoliopsida; Aquifoliales; Aquifoliaceae.